AAUUCUAGGAAGAUAUGCUCCUCUGUUCUGUUCAGUAUAUGGCAAUCACUUCAUCCACCACUGCAGUGCACCCACCUGUGGGCCUGGGGGAGGGAGUGGGUUGAAAAACUGCUCAAGAACACAGAAGUUUAGGAAGGGUCAUGAAGAACACCGCAAGUGGAACUGCAGAGAGAGGGUUACGCAGGCAGAAAGCGAGUCAACAAAAGCACUUAGUCAGGAUAUGUAACUUGAAAUUGACUCCAUUGGAAGUUGCCAUAGAACCUUUAAUGGACAUCAUCAGCUGGAACUGGGAUCUGAUGAAUCCCACAAAAGUCAGCACCUGCUACAGAACAGAUGCUCUGAUCACCAAGGACUUGUUUUCUGGAAAUGCUGCAGAAGGAUCCGUGCCAGAAACAAGCCUGUGAAAUACAGAAAUGUUUACAAGCCAACAACUACAGGGAAUCUAAGUGUCAGGCUGUCAUCCAGGAACUUCGUAAGUGUUGUGCUCGCUGUCCCAAGGGAAGAUCUCUCGUCUGUUCAGGAUUUGAAAAAGAAGAGGUAGAAAAGCUGACACUGAAGUCUACAUCAAAGUAAAGUUCUGCGGAGAAGUUAAAUGCUGCACCACGUUUCCACCAAGCGAGUUUUAUUUAUCCUCCUAUUCUUCAGGCCAGGUAGCAGCAAAUAUCAAAUGAAAAAGUCAACUAUAAAAGUUAAUAAAUAUGCCAUCUAUGCAGAACAGAUAGAAAUAUAUUAAAUAUGUAGAAUGUAAUAAAACU
Molecule: messenger RNA, 755 nt
Organism: Pteronotus mesoamericanus
Lineage: Eukaryota; Metazoa; Chordata; Mammalia; Chiroptera; Mormoopidae
Gene: CMC4
Product: C-X9-C motif containing 4
Exons: 3
Coding region: 367-573 (68 amino acids)
Cellular component (GO): mitochondrial intermembrane space
Source: RefSeq, a predicted model, not a curated record